AUGCUGUGGGUCGACAAGUACCGCCCGAGGACUCUUGAUGACGUAGAUUUGUAUCCGGAGCUUACCGAAGUACUUAAGCGUUUGGCCGAGUCGCAAGACCUCCCACACCUGUUAUUGUACGGACCCUCUGGAACCGGCAAGAAGACGCGCGCCAUGGCAGUGUUGCAGCAGGUGUACGGUCCAUCCGUUUACUCGCUACGUCUGGAACACAAGUCUGUGCAAGUGACAGAUAGCAAAGUCGUUGAUAUAGCGACACUGAGUUCCCCACACCACAUUGACAUCAACCCUUCCGAUGCAGGGAAUCACGAUCGCGUAGUCGUGAUGCAAAUGAUACGCGAGAUUGCGCAGACCGUUCCCCUGCAGUCUGGCACACCAGGCGCUGCGAAGUACAAAGUUGUGGUGCUCAACGAGGUGGAUAAAAUGGGACGGGCAGCCCAGCAUGCCCUCCGGCGGACAAUGGAAAAGUACAUGGCGACGUGCAGAUUGGUGCUGAUCUGCAACUCAACCUCACGUCUUAUCGCACCCCUUCGCUCUCGUUGCCUUGCUGUCCGUGUUCCUUCCCAUUCACAGGAAAACAUAACCAAAGUCAUUCGAACUGUGUGUGAAAAGGAGGGCCGGAUGCCCCCAUCACCCGCAUUUUUGGCUGCCCUUAGCAACCAGUCCGAAGGAAACUUACGACGUGCGCAACUGAUGCUGGAGGCAGCAGCCAUGACAAAAGUUGAUUUUUCAGGCAGUGGAGCCAACAUUCCGCAGGCUGAUUGGCAGGUCUUUCUUGAGGAAAUUGCCAACGACAUUCUCACGGAACAGACACCAAAGAAGCUGUUUGAAAUUCGUGGAAAGUUUUACGAUCUGCUCGGGCAGUGCAUCUCAGGUGAGGUAAUUAUGCGAGGCGUCUUGGAAGCCUUGCUUAAUUCUGUUAAGCCGGCAAUGCGACCGGCUGUUGUUUCUCUUGCGGCGAAGUACGAUCACAACAUGAAGCUUGGCACCAAACCCAUUCUCCAUCUGGAGGCAUUCGCAUCAGGAGUGAUGCAACUUCUCAAGCGAAACUGA
Messenger RNA from Trypanosoma brucei brucei TREU927, 1050 nucleotides. RefSeq names its product replication factor C subunit 5. The transcript has a single exon. Gene Ontology annotation, molecular function: DNA binding; DNA clamp loader activity; ATP hydrolysis activity. The record is from RefSeq and is a predicted model, not a curated record. Bases 1 to 1050 code for a protein of 349 amino acids. NCBI's taxonomy places the organism in Eukaryota, Euglenozoa, Kinetoplastea, Trypanosomatida, Trypanosomatidae. Gene Ontology annotation, biological process: DNA repair; DNA-templated DNA replication. Gene Ontology annotation, cellular component: DNA replication factor C complex; nucleus.